AUCUAGCCUAUAUCCAACUCACCCCUUUUCGGGUGUCGGCCAUUCUUCUCAUUCCUUUUAACACCGAAUUUCUCCGGCCGAUCAAUUCUCAUCUUUUUUAUCUCAAUUUCGAUUCUCCGAUCUCUUCACAGAUCCGAUUGAGAGUUACUUCCGAAUGGCGGCAUCACGGAGGCUCCGACAUCUCCAAGCCCAACCCGGCAACAAGAUCUGCGUCGAUUGUUCUCAGAAGAAUCCUCAAUGGGCUUCAGUUUCUUAUGGCGUUUUCAUGUGCUUGGAAUGCUCCGGUAGGCAUCGGGGGCUCGGUGUACAUAUCUCGUUUGUCCGAUCUGUUACUAUGGACUCAUGGUCCGAGAUCCAGAUCCGGAAAAUGGAGCUCGGUGGUAACGAGAAUUUCAACAAGUUCGUGUUACAAUAUGGUAUUCCGAAGGAAACCGAUAUUGUUACCAAAUACAAUACAAAAGCUGCUACUGUUUAUCGUGACAGGAUCCAAUCCUUAGCUGAGGGAAAACCCUGGAGGGAUCCACCAGUUGUUAAGGAAGUCCUGAGGGGAUCAGCAUGUAAUAAUAGUAGUAGACCGCCAUUGAGCUGCGGCGCAAGCGGCGGCGGCAGCAGUAGGCAUGGUGGAUGGGGUAGUUGGGAUAAUAAUGACGAUGGAGGGUUUAGUGGUAGCAAUACUAAAGAUAUUCAGAGAAAUCAGACGCUCGGGGAUUUUAGGAGUGGUGGUAGUAGUGGUGGUGCACCAGCUAGGUCGAGGUCGACUGCUGAUAUCACGAAGGAGCAGUAUGAGGCGUCAGCGGCAAACAAAGAUAACUUUUUUGCAAGGAAGAUGGCAGAGAAUGAGUCCCGGCCUGAUGGGCUUCCGCCCUCUCAAGGAGGGAAGUAUGUGGGUUUUGGAUCAAGUCAUGCCCCAAUGCCCAGGAAUAACAUGAAUCAGCAAGGGAGUGCUUUUUCUGCUGUUACUCAGGGACUUGGUAGGUUAUCUAUGAUAGCUGCAACAGCAGCACAGUCGGCUGCAAGUGUGGUUCAAGUGGGAACAAACGAAUUGACUACUAAGCUUUUGAGUACCUCGACUGAUUCCACGGGAUACCUGCCACCUCCCACCAGCAACAGUAUAACCAAAUAUAAAGUUCGAAGGAGAGAGGGGAGCACAACAAUGGCGAACGAAACAAUGGCUGAACAACAAAAGAAACGAACAAUGGAGGCAUUAGAGCGAAGAUUCGCUCAAGCAAAAGCUGAAAUUCAUCAUCAACAGCACAAGAACAAGAAAAUCAAUGUUACUAUAACAAAAACUUCAGCUGAAAACAACAUUGAACUCACUCCCCAUGGUAUCAAUUCUUCACUUUCGCCUCUCAAAUCAAUAGCAACUUCCUCAGCUCCGUCAUCCAAAAAAGGCCAUAUAUCUUUUUCUGCCCAUGCAUCUGCUCAAGAUGUUGAACUGAAUAAUCCAGCAUACCUUCAGAUAUCCCAUUCAGUAGACGAUAAUCUUUUGAAAAUUACCACUGAGAUUUCUGGUAAAAACAUGACUGCUAACGAUAUUUUGCACGAUCUUCUCCAACAUGGUGAUUCAGUGCAGAAAUAUAUGCAGGGGUCAAAAAAUGUGAAAGUUGAUAAUUGGAUUCUUCUUGAUAAUGUUGUGCAAAAAAGCAGCAUUGCUACUGGAGCUCGUAGUCGGGCUUUGCAGAGACGGUCAAAGAGAUCUAAAAGACAUAUGUCCAUAAAGCAACAUAAGAAGUUUGGAUCAUUUGAUUUGCCUCAAGAGUCUCAUGAUUAUGACAUCUUCAAGCCAAUGCAUGAUAAGUGGAAAGACUACGUGACAAAACUCCUAAUGAAUAUUGGGAAAAAUCAGUUAGCACAAUCUCUUCUUAAUGCAGACUUACAUGGUGCACUAAUUCUAGUUAUUCAGUGCAAAAUAGAAGGCUUAAUUGGUGUACGUGGUAUCAUGAUUCGUGAGACUGUAGAAACAUUUGGAAUAAUCACAGAAGAGAACAAAUUCCAAGUUGUACCAAAAAAGCUCUCUGUAUUGAUGCUACAAGUGGAUUGCUGGAAAGUUUUAUUGCUUGGAGACAAACUCACUUCGAGAAACAUGACUACAUGAUGACUAAAUAUCUAAAAAUGUUGCCACAAGCUGUGGUUAUAACUAAACAUCCUUUUUGCAGUAUCAUCUUACAGAUGAAGAAUGAUUCCAAUAGCUGUAUUAUUUCUUGGAAGAUCACUUGGCCUGGGUUUCGUUCUUGAAAGACUACAUUGGGCUUACAGUGGGAGAACAAAGGCGAUAUCUAAGGGGGUAAUUGGUUUUUGAAAUUUCUAUACUGUAUUAGAAUUGAACGCGUCUUUGUUAGGUAUUUUCUCUCUCAGUGAUAAGAAUUGAUGCAACAGUUUUAUAUUUUAUAUUGAGACACUGGUCAAGGAGUAUCUCAGUUACUGCAACAGAAAUGUAACAACAGCUACAUACCCAAUGUCAUCCAACAGUGUGGUCAGGGGAGGGUGGUGUGUACACAGCCUUACCUCUACCCUGUAAAGGUAGAGAAUUUUUCCAAUUGGGAUAUUCCUCGGGUCAUUUAGACUUGUACAGUUUAACUUCUAUUUAGAAAGUGAUAUUUAUCGUAUUGAUUUUACUGUUAAAAGAAAGGACCUUAGAGAUUUCUUGGAGAAAGCUUCUCUUCUUGCAUUUGACUUUGUAUUAUUACAUAUUUGGUAUAGCUGAGUUAAAAAUUAGAAUCAUACUUGUUAGCGCAA
This is a messenger RNA of Solanum dulcamara, 2736 nucleotides long. Its product is annotated as ADP-ribosylation factor GTPase-activating protein AGD7-like. Gene Ontology annotation, cellular component: ribonuclease P complex. Gene Ontology annotation, molecular function: RNA binding; GTPase activator activity. Gene Ontology annotation, biological process: tRNA 5'-leader removal; vesicle-mediated transport. Lineage: Eukaryota; Viridiplantae; Streptophyta; Magnoliopsida; Solanales; Solanaceae. The transcript is spliced from 11 exons. Bases 155 to 2095 code for a protein of 646 amino acids. The record is from RefSeq and is a predicted model, not a curated record.